Molecule: messenger RNA, 944 nt
Organism: Cloeon dipterum
Lineage: Eukaryota; Metazoa; Arthropoda; Insecta; Ephemeroptera; Baetidae
Product: mitochondrial import inner membrane translocase subunit Tim21
Exons: 5
Coding region: 131-847 (238 amino acids)
Biological process (GO): protein import into mitochondrial matrix
Cellular component (GO): TIM23 mitochondrial import inner membrane translocase complex
Source: RefSeq, a predicted model, not a curated record
GUCAGCUGUGCGGUGCGAGUUACGGAGUUAGAUAAACAACAAUCCUUCAACCUGCUCUCACUCAGAUGCAUUAAAAACCUAUUAAACAUUGAAAAAUAGAAAUAUUUUUACUCUUUACAACCAGCUGAGCAUGUCUGGCAUUGCGAAUUGCGCCAGGCUCGGCGUAUUGUUGCGGAGCGAGACUAUUCUCAGGGUGUACCUGACAAGGUACUCACCCUGCGUGAGUCACUUGCACACCGGCAGCAAAACCCCGCUUAGACAGAAGCAGAAAGCGCUGUCCGAGCAUGUCGAUGGCGGGGACAACAACGUGCCUUCGAUGACAGUCAAGGAAAAAGUGAAGGAAACGACAAAAACUGUGGGUUAUUCCGGAAUCGUGCUCGCAGGCCUCGGAGUGACCUCGAUCAUUUUGUACUACGUCUUCCGAGAGCUGUUCUCCAGCGACAGCCCGAACAGCGUGUACACCGCCGCCCUGGACAGGUGCCUCAGGGACCCCAAGGUGGCUGACCUGCUCGGUGAGCCCAUCAAAGGUUUCGGGGAGGAGACGAGGAGAGGCAGGCGGACGCACGUUAGUCACCUCUUGUACGAGAAGGACGGCGCGAAUUAUCUUAGAAUGAAAUUCUACCUGAAAGGCUCGAGAAACCAGGCCACCGUGAAUCUGGAGAUGGUCGAAAACAAACAAACCGGUCAUUUUGAAUACAGGUACUUAUUUGUCCAAACGGAGGACAUGGCGAGAAGAGUGGUCAUCCUGGAAGACAACCGAGGGAAGACGGAUUACACGAGCUCGCCAUCGCCCACGGAGCUUGGCUCCCUGCCAGCCCCCCUCUUCCCCCUCGAAGGUCUCAAGUAAAACACAAUAACGCUCUCCGAUCGACAAAAAAAAUGUUUAUUUCGUGACACGCGCUAUUUCAUAGCAUUUCCUUGUAAAUAAAUUCUUUUGUACUAAA